This is a messenger RNA of Trichoderma virens Gv29-8, 1044 nucleotides long. RefSeq lists its product as uncharacterized. Lineage: Eukaryota; Fungi; Ascomycota; Sordariomycetes; Hypocreales; Hypocreaceae. Gene Ontology annotation, molecular function: oxidoreductase activity. The record is from RefSeq and is a predicted model, not a curated record. The transcript is spliced from 3 exons. The coding region runs from base 1 to 1044 and encodes 347 amino acids.
AUGGCUUCCGAACAAACAGUUUUCCGUCUAAAUAGCAGACAGAGCAUUGUCGACCUCACCAGGUCUAUAGAGGAGAUACCAAAAGUUGCAGCACAUGAAGUUCUGGUUAAGAUUCGCAGCGUUGCACUAAACUUUCGAGAUCUAGCUAUCGCUACUUCUCGAUAUCCGUUUCCCGUCAAAGACAAUGUGAUCCCAGUUUCCGAUGCUUGUGGAGAAAUUGUUGAAAUUGGACCUAACGUCCAAGGAUUUACUAAAGGCGAUUGGGUUAUUGCAAAUUUUAACCCGGGCAAUCUAUACGGACCGAUGAAGGACUGGUUCGGUGGUUUGGGUGGUCCAGUGGACGGCGUCCUUCGGAAUUACCUGUCCAUCAAUGCCAGUUCGGUGAUUAGAGUUCCUAAAGAGUCCUCCUUAAAAGCUUCCCAGUGGGCUGCACUUGUCUGCACGGGCACCACUGCUUGGAAUGCACUUUAUGGAAAUAUUCCAUUGAAGCCCGGACAGACUGUGCUAUUCCAAGGUACCGGCGGCGUAUCCAUCACUGGAUUAGUCUUGGCCAAAGCAGCAGGCGCAAAAACAAUAAUUACCUCGUCUAGCGAUGAAAAGUUGAGCUAUGUAAGGAGAAAAUAUGGUGCUGACCAUACUAUCAACUACAUAACUCAUCCGGAAUGGGCGAAAGAAGUGCAGAUUAUCACCCAAGGCAACGGGGUUGAUUACAUUUUUGAGAAUGGUGGGUCUGGGACAAUUAAACAAAGUGUUGAUUCCAUUUCAUACGGAGGCGUGGUGUCUAUCAUAGGAUUCUUAUCCGCUGCUAAGCAAGAGGAAAUGCCGGACGUUGCUGCUCUUGCCCUCUCCAAAGGUUGCGUUAUUCGAGGAAUUACUGUUGGGUCCAAGCAGUUACUCGAGGAAUGCGUGCGCUUUGUUGGUUCUCACAGUUUGGAUAUUCCAGUGGAGAAGACCUUUCCAUUCACAGAGGAAGGCGUGAAGGCUGCUUAUAAGUAUUUAUCGGCAGGUCAACAUAUUGGGAAGAUUUGCAUCGACGUUGAAUAA